GCGGAGCCAACAAUGCCAAAAUAUCUUAAACUAGUGGAGUUGUGGGACGUUAUUUACCUAUUCCUACUCAAUCUUCAUCGCUCUUCGUCCACGGCGGUGGCGGCGUCGGGCGGCAAACAGAAGAAGAGAGCACAGGCUGGCACCUUCCUUCACAGCAUCUCCAUCGUCGGCCAAGUCUUGGCCUGGUCUAACUCUAAGUCUAAGGGGGAAGCCAAUCGUCGUCGUCGUCGUCGCUCGCGUCCAACUUCAUAGAGGAGCGCCGCGAGUCGAAAUGUAUAGAAAACUAAAAACUAACAAAUAAAAAUGUACCAAUUCAUCUCGAUCUGGAUUCAGUCGUCUUUUGUACGCGAUCGUGUUCAUAUCUUUCCGGCAGUCGCGCGCGGACCGGCAGCUCGGAGGUUCGAUCGGUGGCCAAUCCUAGCGUAGCUUUGGGAGAGUUUGUAAGGUAGCAAAGUGCAAGUCAGUCCUAGAGAUUAGAUCUUUGGCGCGAGUCGGCGGCGGCAGUGGACAGAACUCGGAGCCCGAUCAACGCGCCAUCUGUUAAGCUCAUUCUAAGCGCAAGUGUGAAGUGUUGUGUGUGUGUGUUUUUUGCUAGUUCGAUUAAUUUCCUCAUCUUUUUGCACGAGCAAAAAGAGAACGCGCGCGAAAAAAGUAAAGUGACCAGCUAAGAUCGGUGAUAGAUUCCUGCAAGCCGGAAAAGCCAUAAUCGAAAGUGCAGUCGUCGGAAGCGGAUUCAAUCGUCGUUUAAAAUUCCUAUCAAUGUGGUGCCAGUUAGCAGUUUUGCAACUCGAGUGAAGUGGUCAGUCGGAAUUGUCAACCUUGAAUACUCAUCCCAAGUGGCGGAGAGUGGUGCUUCUCAAAGUUUGGAGGUGUUUUAUGGCCCAAGUGAACCAGCGAUGACAGCCAACUGUUGGAGGAGUAAUUUAUGCCGGUGGCCGUUCCGGAUCUUGGGCGAUGCCCUUCGGCUGCCGUCGGCGUUAUUGCCGGUGUUAAUGCUGGUUUUGCUGACAUCGAGGGCGGCGCCGGUGACGGCCCGGACCUACGAAGAUUGCGAGCAGCCGCCGGAAAUUGGCCACGGAAACGCACGGAUCACGGUGGACGAGAGUGAAGAGUUUGUGACGGCCCAUUACAGCUGCGACGCGGGGUACCGGCUGGAGGGACAGGUGGAUUUCCGGUGCGACAUCGAUUCGGACGAGUGGCAGAUUAAGGAGCUGCCGCGCUGUGUGGCAGACUCUUCCGAUGACGGUGGUGGGACAUCACCACAAAAGAAGCGCAAGAAUGGCCGAGCUCAAAACAUCCAGGAGGAGACCGACGUGAGCAGUGAACUGGCCGCCCAGCUGGACCUGUCCUGCAUGGCUCAGGGUCUGAUUCAUGCACCCGAGAUAGACAACGGCUACGUUGUCAAGUACAACAGACGAAGAAAGGACGACCAGGUGUUCCUGGUGGCGUUCUACGAGUGUGACGACUACUACGAGCUGCAGCCGGCGGAAACGGAUCGAUUGUUUUGCAGCGGCAAGAAGUGGGUGGGGACGAGACCCACCUGUGUGUCAACCCGGCCCGCGGGAGAGGAGGACGAGGAAGACGAGGAGGAAGAAGAGGAGGAUUACGAUGAAGAGGAAGAAGAAGAACAAGAGGAACCUGCCGAAAAACGAGACCAGGACCAAGAGUUGCCGUCGUCGGUGGUGGUUCCAUCGACAACACCUGAUGCUCCUGUAAGUCACAGUCCGGUGGCAGCUGCUGCUACAACCACAGAAGAGCCCAGCGAGCCCGAGCGUCCUUCAAUAUCGGAGGAAGAAACAGGCAACCAGGAAGUGCAUCCUAGCGGAGCGGAACUUGAUUCGAGCCCCAAAAGUGUUGAUGAAGCCACCGAAAAGCCCGACCAGACGGUGAGUGAAGUGAGGAAAGAAACCAAUGAAGAUGAAGAAAUCGAUGGAGAACCGGAGGGGGACGGCGAUGGGGAAGAUGAUGAUGAAGAUGAAAGUGAACAGACGGUACAGAUGACCAGCAGUACUAGUACAACGACGACGACCAGCACUACGACGGAGGAGCCUAGAGAAGAGCCCAGUUGUGGGGACAACCGGGGUGGGUGUGACCACGAGUGUCGUGUAAUCUUCAACGAAAACGAUGUGCAGCCACAAAUUCAAUGCUUGUGCUAUCAUGGAUUCCAGCUCGACUCAAAGGAUGGUCGAACUUGUCACGACAUCAACGAAUGCGAACAUAACAACGGUGGCUGCGAGCAAAUCUGCACCAACCAGCAAGGCUCAUUUGAGUGCAGUUGCCAGUCCGGGCUCCAGAUCGACGUUCUCGAUGGCCGUAGCUGCAUUGAUAUCAACGAGUGUGAAGAUCCGUCUAUAGCUGAACAGUGCUCCAAUGGUUGUGAGAAUACCCACGGUUCUUACCGAUGUUUGCCGGAGGACGAUGACGAGGAAGAUGAGGAUGGUGAAGAAACUGCGCCAGAACCUGACGUGCCUGCGCCACCCACAACGGAAGCGGUCCCAAUCGAAGAGGAGCCCAACAAUGAAAUUUUGCCAAUUGAACACGACGAUGAGGACGAGAACGAGGACGACUACGACGAGGAAGAUGACCGAUUGGACAAUGAGUUGCUGCCACUUCCGUCUCCGCCGCAAACGCCGGAAAUCGAUCGAUCAAAGAUUGAAGAUAGGCUGAACAAUGAGGUGGAAAUUCAUUCACAGCAUCCCCACCGGCAUCAUCACGGUGAGGAAGAGCUGCUGGAGUCCUCCGAAAAUGAUGAGUUUGACGAAGAAGAGGAAAAUGAAACCGAACCUCCGAGGCCGCCUCAAAUUUCCACCACAGAGUCCGCCGUCGUUGUGGUUUCGCCGGCCGCUGGUGGGGCUGACCGGGAUGAAGGGUCUAAUGAAGAGGACGAUGAUGAUACCGAUGACUAUCUGGAGCCCGAGCUUCCGACGACCACCACCACCACCGUUCGCCCAAUUACCUGCCGUGAGGGGCUCAGAUUAAGCUCAUCCGGUGCAUGUGAAGAUAUCGACGAGUGUGUGGAGCAGGAGCAUGGCUGUGACUACUGCCGAAAUGCCUACGGUGGGUACGAGUGUACCUGUCCGGCAGGUUACGAGCUGGCCGACGAUGACAAGACCUGUCAGGACGUAGACGAGUGCGCGACCUACGGCGAAGACGGAGAAGACUACGAUGAGGAUGGGGAGGCCAAGGUGAGCAUUUGUUCGCACGAGUGCGUCAACACGGUAGGUUCGUUCGAGUGCCGAUGUCCGGAAAACUUCCACCUUAAUAUUGAUGGGAGAACUUGUGUGCGGGAUUUCUGCGCCGAUUUGUAUGAGAACCCAAACAAGACCAGAUGUUCCCACGAGUGUAAGGAUGGCACGGAAGGGUUCGUGUGCGGUUGUCCGGAGUUUCACAUCCUGGACGAGUUUGACCAAAAGACCUGCAGGAAUGUGUACAGCUGUGGUGAAGAGUUCAAGAAACGGUGCAAUCCGGGCGUCUGUCGGAUGGUACAGGGUGGAGACUAUCGGUGUGAGUGUCCCGCGGGAUAUCAACAGCAUGAUCACAGCUGUCACGAUAUUGAUGAGUGCGAGCUGGGACGGCACAUGUGUUCGCACGAUUGCCACAAUACGGCUGGAACGUAUGUGUGCAGCUGUCCACGGGGUCUUAAGCUUUCGUCGGAUGAGCGAACUUGUGAUGAUAUUGACGAAUGUCUCGAACAGGAAGAUGAAGAUCUCUGCGGAGAUCUGGAGUGCUCCAACACUUACGGCAGCUACAAGUGUGUCUGUCCGGAGGGCAAAGAACUCGACGAGUACGGCAUCUGCAGGCAGAUGGAUCUCUGUACCACGGACAACGGAGGUUGUUCACACAUUUGUACCUUCUUCAAUCGGGAAACGUACUGCGACUGUCCGGACAGCAUGGAGCUAGACGAUGGUGGCAAGACGUGUGUCCCAAUAAAUGAAUGCGAUCUGAACAAUGGAGGAUGCUCACACGUGUGCAAUCCAGAGUCGGACACACUUUGCGAAUGUCCGGAUGGAUUCAACCUGGGUUCAGAUGCUCGAACCUGUCACGAUGUUAACGAGUGCCAUGAAGACAACGGAGGUUGCCAGCAGAGUUGUUUGAACUUUGAGGGUGGUUACAAGUGCGGAUGCUUCGAAGGAUUUGAACGGUCGGAUAACCGAUCUUGUUCGGAUAUUGACGAGUGUUCCCUGAACCAAGGUGAUUGUGAUCACCACUGUCACAACACGGAAGGAUCAUUCCACUGCUCGUGUCACAGUGGAUACCAAUUAACUGAGAAUAAAAAGUCAUGCUUGGACAUUAACGAAUGUGAAUUGCACAAUGGAAACUGUUCCCACAUCUGCAUCAACCUCCUGGGAGGUUAUCAAUGCUCGUGUCCCAAAGGUCAGUUCCUAACAGAGGACGAUCACUCAUGUGAGUUUGUCAACGAAUGCGAGCUAAACAACGGCGGAUGUUCGCACACGUGUCACUACGCCCACGGUGUGGUCACUUGUCACUGUCCGAAAGGGUUCGAAUUGGAGCGUGGAAACUACAAGACUUGCGUGGACAUCAACGAAUGCGGCUGGAACAAUGGAGGAUGUUCGGACUCGUGCACCAACUUAGCGGGAAGCUACGAGUGUUCAUGCCCGAAGGGCUACGAACUUGGAAGAGAUCACCACACUUGUCACGACAUUGACGAGUGCAUCGAGAACAAUGGCAAUUGCUCGAACAUUUGCAUCAACCUGCUCGGAGAUUACAAAUGCGCCUGUGAAGCCGGGUAUGAACUUGAGGAAGAUGAGCAAACGUGUCGAGAUAUUGACGAAUGUUCAACGCGGUUCCACGAUUGCUCGCACAUCUGCGUGAACGUUCCGGGAACGUUCGAGUGUGAGUGUCCACCUGGAUACGUACUUGGACGGGACAAGUAUACCUGCGAGGAUAUCAACGAGUGCGAGACCCUGCCGGAUAAGGGUGGCUGCGAACAUCACUGCAUCAAUAUGCUAGGAUCGUACCGUUGCGGAUGUGAAGAUGGUCAUCGGUUGGAGUUGGACAACAAAACCUGUUCGGAUAUUGACGAAUGUUCGGAUGAAAAUAAAAAAUGUUCGCAUGAUUGCGUGAAUCUUAAGGGUGGGUUCGAAUGUUCCUGUCCAGUGGGACUACGACUUGAUGUUGACGAGGUGACCUGCGUUGAUAUCGAUGAGUGCAAGAUCAACAGUUUCAACGGGGGAUGCUCGCACAUUUGCGAGAACCUGCACGGGAGUUUCAAGUGUGAGUGCCCCAAAGGGUGGCUUCUAAGCGAUGACCAGGCAACCUGUGAGGAUGUUGACGAAUGUUUGAACCUCAACGGCGGAUGCAGUCAACGCUGUGUUAACCUUCGUGGAGGCUAUAAAUGCGAUUGCAACGCUGGAUAUUCGUUGAUGGCUGAUAACAAAACGUGCGAAGUGAGCAAUCCAUGCGCGUUGAGGAAUGGAGGUUGCCAACAUAGCUGCAGUUUGAAGAAUGCCUUACCUGUCUGUUCCUGCCGAGAGGGAUACGUGCUGAACAAGACCAACAUGGCCACGUGCGUCGAUCAUAACGAGUGUCAAUCGCCCAACGAUAACAACUGCCAGCAAAAGUGCGUCAAUACCGAAGGAUCGUACCGUUGCGAGUGCUUCCCAGGGUUCGAGCGGAAUGAACUUGGUCAGUGUUUGGAUGUGAACGAGUGUCUGGAGAACAAUGGUGGAUGCAGUAAAAACGCCCGGUGCAUUAACUUGGCCGGAAGCUUCCGGUGUAUGUGUCCUCCAGGGUUCAAAAUAGGCAAAGAUCGGAGGACGUGUUUCGAGAUCAAGGAUCGCUGCAUGAUGUUGAAGGCACCGAAGAAUGGAGAAAUGCGAUGUUCCAGAUCUCGGCACAAGGCGCAACUGUUCUAUCGGACAAGAUGCUCAGUUUGGUGUAGCAAAGGAUUCAAGCUUGUUGGUCCUUCUACGAAGCACUGCAACGGAACUGGACACUGGGAUGACGAACGGGAAUCGCUUUGUGUUCCACAAUCUUGUCCGCGCCUUCAACGUCCCGAGCAUGGAACGAUCCUACCGGUAGCUUGCAUGUCCGGAAAGAUUUUCGCCGGUGAACGAUGUGUCCUGCACUGCAAGCCGGGCUUCAAACCGGUUGGCAAGCGAACGGCAGUUUGCGACGGCGAGCAAAAGUGGACACCAACACCGAACCUGCAGUGCGUUCCGCAGACCACUCCGACUCCGGUGCCCAUCAAACCCUACAUCCAGUGUCCGGCGGAUAUGCACGCGGUACUUCCCGUGGGGCAGUACACGAUGAAGGUGAAGCUGGACCAGCCCAAGACGAACGUCGACUGGUUCCGGUUCGUUGACGCUCACCCAGCUUGGGGCAAACAGCUGGAAGCGGAGCUACCCGCCGGAGAAACGGCCGUCACCUUCCGAGCCAGGAGUCCCAACUCUGCCACGAAUGACGUGUGUCGAGUUUUGAUAAAGAUAAGGGAACGAAGACCGCCUCAGGUCGUCAACUGUCCGGACUCGUUCAACGUGCAACUGGAACGUCAGGAAACGUCCCGGUCGGUGUACUGGGUUGAACCCACCUUUGAGACUGAGUCCGAGAUCAAGCAGUUGUACAAAUCUCACACGCCAGGUCAGCUGCUGAUCGCGGGAGUUCACUACGUCAAUUAUGUGGCGACCGAUGACGAUGGACUUAGUUCCAAAUGUAGCUUUGGAAUCACUGUAAAGGCAUCUCCUGAGCCCAUCGAGCCCAGAAGGACAGCGUAUCGUCCGCUGGAAACAAAUCGGCUGGAGAACCACGAUUCCUACCUAAUUUGUCCGGGCAAGUCACCCAUCCGAAUCGAUUCCAACAAUCCUCUUCACAUUCCCCAAGGUUGCGUGGUGAAAAACAUCCGAAUUAAGCAGAAGCUGGCUCGGCUACGCCAUCAGCAGCAGGUCCUUCAGCGGCACCUGCAGGAACUCGAGGAGGCACCCAACCCGGACCAGUCGCUGAUUCAGCAGCAGCACAAACGAUAUGACAACCUGCUGAGAUAUUAUUCAUCGUGGGACAACGCUUUCAGCCAGCAACAGCAGCAGCAUCCUUACGAACAUAAUCCGUACCAUCAUCAGUAUCAUCAACCAACAGAACCAGGCCAGCCUCAGCGUCGGUGGUUCAAGAAGCGCAGUAAGGACGAACUCGAUAUCAAUGGUUCAAAGGUGGAGAAAUCCAGUGCAGCUUCCGCAACAACAGCGACGACCGAAAAACCUUGAACCCAGGGCCCUGGCAGCUUUCCCUUGAAUUUUCCUUUCCGCUGACUAAUACGUGAGAGUGUAACCGCGCGAGUGUAAUAUGUGCUUAAAUACUUGACAUUUUUCAUAAUACUCCCUCUUCCCGACUCACUUUCUCCAGAUUAUAUCGCUUUUUUAUGCUGCCAAGUCUUUUUAAUCGAAUCGAAUGUAUUUAUGAGUGGCUCUUAUGGUAUGAUGAGAGCACGAGAGGAUGCUUUGUUUGGGGAAAAAUCGAGCAUUUUUCCAUACUCGAAUGAAUGCGACGGGUUAUAAAUCAGGGACCAGGGAAAAAUACACAGCAAAGAUAUAAUAACACAUACACACACUGAACAAGAGGGAAGUGCAUCUUUCGAAGAUGGCAAACGACUAGAAUUAAUAUAGAUAGCAAGUAAGCUGCUUGGCGCUGCAGAGAGAGAAAGCAAAAAAGUUGAAUAAUGGAAGCGAAUAAAAAGUCGAAAGGAUCUUCGAUGAUAAUGCUGA
Messenger RNA from Culex pipiens pallens (northern house mosquito), 7715 nucleotides. Its product is annotated as fibrillin-1-like. Lineage: Eukaryota; Metazoa; Arthropoda; Insecta; Diptera; Culicidae. Gene Ontology annotation, molecular function: calcium ion binding. The transcript has 13 exons. Bases 897 to 7217 code for a protein of 2106 amino acids. The record is from RefSeq and is a predicted model, not a curated record.